Molecule: messenger RNA, 3294 nt
Organism: Sceloporus undulatus (fence lizard)
Lineage: Eukaryota; Metazoa; Chordata; Lepidosauria; Squamata; Phrynosomatidae
Gene: KCNU1
Product: potassium calcium-activated channel subfamily U member 1
Exons: 28
Coding region: 1-3225 (1074 amino acids)
Biological process (GO): potassium ion transport; transmembrane transport; reproductive process
Cellular component (GO): membrane
Molecular function (GO): monoatomic ion channel activity
Source: RefSeq, a predicted model, not a curated record
AUGGCUCAGUACAUACCAGAAGAAGACUGGAUUGAGGAGAUUGCAUCACACUGUACAGAUUAUGUCCAAGUAGCCUUUAUCACUGCCUGUCUGUCUAUUUUUGUGGGAGGCCUCAUCCUCAUCAUUUUGUAUAGGAUAGUUGAGAGCUUUGUGAGCUACAUCUUCUCUCUAAUUGCUAAUCAUUUUAAGAUACAAUCUGUAAAAUUCCCUCUCCUGGACCGCUGGAAGGGAUACUUUCAAGACUGGGUGGUGAGGAUGCUCUCAGCUCAGACUUCUGUAGGACGUGUUGUGGUAAUACUGGUGUUCCUCUUUAGUAUUGGAUCACUCGUCAUUUACUUUAUCAACUGCUACGGUGUUAGUGAAUUCUGUCUCACCUUUGAAGACAAGACAAUUAAUAUAGACCUAUUCUUCAAUGUAUUCUUCCUCCUUUACUUUGGAUUACGGUUCUUGGCAGCAAAUGACAAGCUGAUAUUUUGGCUUGAGCUUAAUUCCGUUGUAGACUUCUUCACCAUCACUCCAGUCUGCAUAGCCUUCUAUUUGGAAAGAAAUUGGCUUGGUUUGCGGUUUCUGAGAGCACUCAGAUUGAUGGAACUUCCCAAAAUAAUGCAGUUCCUUCACAUCACCACAAGUGGUACUGCAAUCAAGUUGACCAAACUACUAGCUGUAUUUGUCAGUACCUGGCUAACUGCUGCAGGAUUUCUUCAUUGGAUGGAAAAUACUGGUGAUCCAUGGGAAAAGCAGAAGAAUUCCCAAAACCUGACUUAUUUUGAGUGUUUAUACCUGAUUAUGGUGACCAUGUCUACAGUUGGUUACGGGGAUAUAAUUGUCAAAACCAAUUUAGGACGUGGAUUCAUCCUUUUCUUCAUCGUUGCUGGUUUGAUCCUCUUUGCAAAUUUGGUUCCUGAAAUGGCAGACAUUGUUGGAAGCACUAGGAUUUACAGAGGGUCCUAUGAGGCUGUGAAAGGCAGGAAGUAUAUAGUUGUCUGUGGUAAUAUCAGUCUGAACAGCGUAACUGCUUUCAUAAAGGACUUCCUAGCUCAAGCUUCAGGAGAUGUUGCCACUGAGAUGGUCUUUUUGGGAGAAAAUCCCCCUUCUCUGGAGUUAGAAACUGUGUUCAGAUGUUAUGCUGCAUAUAGCAGUUUCUUCCAAGGUACUGUCAUGAAGACUGAAGAUCUUCUGAGAGUUCAGAUGCAUAGUGCUGAAGCAUGUCUCAUCUUGGCUGACACAUGUUCUGUUGAGCCUUACAUUGAGGACACGUCCAACAUCAUGAGGGUCCUAUCCAUCAAGAAUCACUUCCCAAGUACCAGAGUCAUAAUACAAAUCCUCCAGUCUGCUAACAAGCUCUACUUGCCAAAGCUUCCCAACUGGGAAUGGAAGAAAGGGGACAGUGUCAUUUGCUUUGCUGAACUCAAGCUUGGGUUAAUAGCACAGAGUUGUUUGGUACCUGGUUUGACGACAGUGUUGACUAGUCUGUUCGUCCGGGAAAGUUUACAGCAAGAGGGUCUUAGUUUUGCAAGCCAAUACGAAGUAGAAGGCGAAGAAUAUAAGGUGAUGACCCAGCUUUUCUCCACUGAAUUCGUUGACAUGUCUUUCAGAGAUGCUUGCCGAUUGUGCUUUGUGAAGCUUAAUCUUAUACUCCUUGCUAUUGAAAAUCAAGCUGGUCCUCAUGCAAACAGCAUUAUGAUCAACCCAUCAUCCAGUACUAAAAUUGAUGUCAGCACGAUGGGUUUUUUCAUUGCCAGAUCUGUAACGGAACUCAGAAGGGUUCGAAAUUAUUGCAAGAUUUGCCACGGUCACAUCAUGAAUCCAGAACUAAUUGGAAAGUGUCGUUGCAAAGGGCGAAAGGUUUUCUCAAUUGCGGAUCGGAUUAAAGCUAUGCAGGAUUAUUUGACCUUUCCGGAUCAAAGCGCAGCAAGAAGAACCACUGUCAAUGAGACAGAUUUGCUUGGUGACAUUGACAGACCUCCUGAAAUCAUUCAAGAGCAGCGCAGUAAAGUUUUGCUUGAUUCCACUGGAAUGUUUCACUGGUGUGAAGCUGUUUCUUUCCCAAAGGCUGUCAUAAAGCGAAAGAAGAAAAUGGUCAUGAAUCUAAGUGAUCACAUUGUCGUCUGUGUUUUGGGAGAUGCUACCUCAACACCAAUUGGACUCCGCAACUUUGUGAUGCCUCUACGAGCCAGUAACUUCUCACUGAAAGAACUGAAGGAUAUUGUCUUCCUUGGAUCUCUUGAGUAUCUGCAGAGGGAAUGGGACUCCAUCCAUAAUUUUCCAAAACUGUAUGUCUUGAAGGGUACGGCACUUUCAUGUGCAGAUCUGAGGUCAGUCAACAUCAAGCAAUGUUGCAUGUGUGCCAUUCUCUCAGCCUAUGCCUCCGGGGGUCCUGGUGAUCAGACAUUAGUGGACACAAAAUCUAUCCUGGCAACUCUGAACAUACGUUCCAUGCAGAUGAAGCUAACUACAGCAACACUAUCUUCUAGUUCGAUGCAUCUGCUUUCUGAAAAAUCCAAGAAGGAUAAAAAAAAAGGAAAAGGCAAGCCUGAAAAAGGCAAGGGUAAAAAGGGAGGUGGCAGAGAGAGAGGGAAUAUAACACAGCGUGUUAAAAGGAUCCCCCUCAUUACUGAGCUGAAGAUAGCUUCAAAUGCACAAUUCUUUCAACAGAGUGGUGGAGAUGACUAUGAUUUUAUAAACUACGCAGAAAGUAUAUCUAGAGGAACAAUAUUUUCUGACAGCUUUUUGGAUUCUUUGCUGUGCACUACCUACCAUAAUCACCAUGUGUUAGCGUUGUUCCAGACCCUCGUAACUGGAGGAACCAGUCCAGAACUAGAAGAAUUUUUGGCUGAGGAUAAUCAACUGAGUAGCAGUAUAACUAAUGUGAUACCCCUUGAUCUCAGGAACAGAUGCAAACUGUCCCUUUUGCCACUGACAAACAAUCCAGCUACCGCAGAAGGACUCACGGUCUACUUCGGGGAUGUGUUCACUAAAGCGCUUAGCAAACUGGGAAUUCUUUGCUUUGCCAUCUACCGCUUGAAAAGAGAGCCCAACCCAUAUGAGUUUCGGUUUGUGAUUGCUCAGCCACCCAUCGAUUUAGAGAUGCUUUCUACUGAUCAGAUGUUUUGUCUUGUUCCAUUCAACAUUUUAGUAACUGAUCUGGUAUCUGUGUUGAAGGCUGUUUCACAAGUCAAAGUAAAGGAACCCUCAAAGACGGACGAAAAAGUGAUUUUGCCAUAAAGAAAGCCACCAUAUCCGUAUAAAUAAAGACUUUAUUCUCUGUUCCAUGUGUGGAAAUCCCCCCCUUUA